This is a messenger RNA of Branchiostoma floridae (Florida lancelet), 872 nucleotides long. Its product is annotated as NHL repeat-containing protein 3-like. Gene Ontology annotation, molecular function: protein binding. Gene Ontology annotation, cellular component: extracellular region. Bases 20 to 706 code for a protein of 228 amino acids. The record is from RefSeq and is a predicted model, not a curated record. The transcript is spliced from 3 exons. Lineage: Eukaryota; Metazoa; Chordata; Leptocardii; Amphioxiformes; Branchiostomatidae.
CCACGGUUGCUCCUUAAAGAUGUUUGAUCGCCAUGGCAACCUUAAGGUGACACUCGGCAUGCCUGGGAAGGGAGGCUCUGACCUUGACCCGCUACAGUUUGACCAAGUCUCGGACGUGGCGUUCAGCUGUGCGGGAGACAUGUUCGUCGUUGACGGGGACGACGGGAUCAACCAUCGGCUCCUGAAGCUGUCAGCAGACCGCCAGCUGCUGUGGAGUGUAGGCGAGGAAGGGUCGGGGCCGGGUCAGUUCCGGGUGCCGCACAGUGUGGACGUGGACAGGUUCGGGCAGGUGUGGGUGGCGGACAGGAGGAACCAGCGGGUCCAGGUCUUCAACGGGCAAACGGGCAGCUACGUCGGCGAGUGGACCUUCGGCGAGGACGUUUACGCAGUCAGAUUCAGCACAGACAAAUUCCGUGUCUUUGUCCUUCAAGAAUUGGUCGGCAACCUCUUGAUGCUGAAGUCUCCGAGCAUGCUCGGUUUCCUUGGCAACUACGAGUUGAUUGACAUUUUGCACAUGCCGAUCCCGGUGAUACCGCACAUGUUCAGCGUUAGCCCGGUAACGGAGUCGGUCUUCAUUGCUCAGCUUGGAGCGAAACGGUGCAGAAAAUUCGUCCGCCGAACAGGGAAGUCGAAGUGCUGGCUUUGGCUGGCGACGAUGUGCCUUGUUCCAAGGAAAGCGAGUACCAAAAUCGAACCCAUGAGAUGAACUUGUUCUAUGUCUAAUGUCAGUCCAGUUUUAACCCCCUCAGCGACACCCCAAUGGGGUUUUUAGAGGGUAACGAAGACGAAGUUUGAAUAGAGGUGGCGUAUAACGUGUCAUAAAAGCUGUCGUGGGAAAGUCCUAGCCUCCACCAGGCUUUCCUACGGGGUAC